AUGGUGUUAGGUUGGGGAAGAAGGAAGAACAACAAAAAGAACAAAGGUGGAAAACCAAACAUGGAAGUGGUGAUUCCAAAUCAAUUCAAGUGUCCAAUUACUCUUGAUUUGAUGAAAGAUCCGGUUACAUUAUCAACAGGAAUCACUUAUGAUAGAGAGAGUGUAGAAAGAUGGUUUGAUGAAGGAAACAUCACUUGUCCACUUACAAAUCUAGUUGUGAGAAAUUUUGACAUGAUUCCAAAUCAUUCUCUUAGGAUAAUGAUUCAAGAUUGGUGUGUUGAGAAUAGACAAAAUGGUGUUGAGAGGAUUCCAACUCCGAGGAUACCGGUUAGUCCGACCGAUGUUUCGGAGCUUGUUUUUCGAGUUAAGGAAUGUGCAAGAGGUUUGGAUCAAUAUGGUUGUGUUGAGUUGGUUCAAAAAAUGGAGAAGUGGAGUAAUGAAAGUGAGAGGAACAAGAAAUGUAUAGUUGAGAAUGGAGCAAUAAGUGGAUUGGCUUUAGCUUUUGAAGCUUUUGCUAAUGAUUCUAUUGAGAGGAAUUUGAUUGUUUUAGAAGUGAUUUUGUCAUCACUUAAUUGGAUGUUUCCACUUCAAUUAGAAGCUCAAAAAUCUUUAGGUUCAAAAGCUUCUUUGCAUUGCAUGGUUUGGUUUUUGAAGCAUCAAGAUGUUAAGGGAAAAGAAAAAGCUAUUAUUGCAUUGAAAGAGAUUCUUUCUUUUGGUGAUGAGAAGCAUGUGGAAGCACUUUUGGAGAUUGAAGGAGUUAAUGAGCUUUUGAUUGAGUUCAUUAACAAGAGAAUUAGUCCUAUAAUCACAAAAGCUUCAUUGAGGAUUGUUUGGUAUUUGGUUUCAUCCAAUUCUAGCUUUAAUGAAAAGUUGAAAUUUUCAUUUGUUGAAUUGGGUUUGGUUUCUUCAAUUUUGAACAUUCUUAUUGACUCAGAAAAGAGUGUUUGUGAAAAAGCUUUUACUAUUUUGGAUUCUUUAUUAAGCUGUGAUUUUGGAAGGGAAAAAGCUUAUGAAAAUGACUUAACAAUUCCUUUGUUGGUGAAGAAAAUAUUGAGAGUUUCACCAUUGACUACAGAGUACUCUGUUUCUAGUAUUUGGAAGCUAUGCAAAUUUGAAGAGAAAAACUAUGAAGGAAAAGCUUUGAUAGAAGCACUUCAAGUAGGUGCUUUUCAGAAGCUAUUAUUGGUGUUACAAGUUGGUUGUAGUGAUGAGACAAAAGAAAAAGCAACUGAACUUCUUAAAUUGAUGAAUCCUUAUAGGGCUGAGUUGGAAGAAUGCAUUGAUUCAGAUUUCAAGAAUCUUAAGAGAUCAUAUUAA
This is a messenger RNA of Lathyrus sativus (Indian pea), 1317 nucleotides long. Lineage: Eukaryota; Viridiplantae; Streptophyta; Magnoliopsida; Fabales; Fabaceae. The record is from the annotation of a GenBank genome assembly.